AGUUAAUCAUUUAUCAAUCAUUUUUUCUAUUUUAGAUUAUUGAAUAUAACUAGGAUAACUAUAAAGUCAGCACAAUGGAUACAAUGCAAUGUCAUAUCACAACAGGUGAUAUGACAGAAGCUGAAUUUGAAAUGCAGAGGCAAAAAUAUCGUGAGCUGCUUGAAAAACUCCAGGAAAAAGCUGAGAGCAGUGGAGCUCAGGGCGUAGACCCUGACGAACUUCGGACCCUCAUGCUGCAGGGCAAUCAGAUAUUUCUCCAAGUUCGCAGAUCUCGUGAGGCUGUUCUCGAUGCUCAGUUCAUGAAGCAAGUGUCUCAACAGGCAACUCUUAACAUGCGAUCAUCACACGCCUCCUUGCAUGAAUUUAAGCCUCAGGAAUUUGCUACAAAAUUGAAAUUGUACCUUGGCACUCAUCUCAACAGUCGAAUUGACCUGCCCUUCACAGCAGACAGUUGGAGAAAGCUUGGGCUAGAGUGCAGGAAGUCUCUUCGCAGCUGUAGCGGCGUGGAGCCUCAGUACAUGGGGGCUGUUGUUAGGGCCCCUAGAGCGCCCAGAGCACAGUCACAGAGGGUCAAGGAUAAAGAGGCAGUCAAGACUGACUUGAAGAAGGUAGCUUUUGUCCAAAGUGAGGAAAUGCAAACGGAAGAAGUUUCCAGAAUUUUUGGUAUUCUGAAGAGACGGUUCCGUGAAAAUGGAAAUCGUCCACUCUGCUUCUUCUCCUUCAUAAUCAACCCUCACAGCUUCGUGGCCACCAUCGAGAACGUCUUCCACUGCAGCUUCCUAUUACGUGAUGGACAUGCACUUAUCACUUCUGAUGCUGAUGGUCUCCAACUUAUAGCCCCGGACAAACCAAGUCCUGAGCAAGCAAAUUCUGGCUCGUCAGCUCACCAGACCGCAGUUAGCUUCAACCUCAACACGUUCGAAGAAUGCGUCCGGGUUUUUAAUAUUAAGGAACCAAUGAUUCCUCCACGUGCUGCUACCAAUGGCUCAGAACGCACUUAAAUGGUUCAAAAUUUAUGCCUAUAGUGGAAUUUAACUAUGGUUGCAUUCCAUCUACUUAUCGUAUUUUUUCAUCUUAUGCUAACUGUACUGCCAGACCAAAAACUCUUCUCUCUAACUAGCCGAAUUCCAGAAUUUCUCUUACAAACCGAAACAAAUGUGUGCUAACAUUGCUGUGGCUGCCCAAAAAUAAUACCUACAGCAUAUAUUUUCUGGCACAUUCAGUUGCAGUCUCGAAUGACAAUGUUCAAUUUAUAUUACUUUGUUUGAUAAUACUUAAACAUAUGUACUCCAUUCAUUUAUUAUUUUUUGUAGUAUUCUGAUGUUGUCAAUUUAUGUAGAUUUCAAGUAGCUAUCAAUAUCAAUUUCUCUUCUUCAUCUACAAUCUAGAUUGUUGCGAAUGCCAGUAUUGUCUUCAAGAGCAACAUUAUUUUUUUUUUUUCAGGCUGUUUCACGCCAUAGAAUUACCAAAAACUUGUAUUAGUCUAUAGUUACGAUGACUAUGCAUAUGUACU
Messenger RNA from Hyalella azteca, 1513 nucleotides. It is a transcript of the gene Nse4, whose product is annotated as non-structural maintenance of chromosomes element 4 homolog A-like. The transcript has 6 exons. Bases 75 to 1001 code for a protein of 308 amino acids. Gene Ontology annotation, cellular component: Smc5-Smc6 complex; nucleus. NCBI's taxonomy places the organism in Eukaryota, Metazoa, Arthropoda, Malacostraca, Amphipoda, Hyalellidae. The record is from RefSeq and is a predicted model, not a curated record. Gene Ontology annotation, biological process: DNA repair.